Messenger RNA from Penicillium brasilianum, 2004 nucleotides. NCBI's taxonomy places the organism in Eukaryota, Fungi, Ascomycota, Eurotiomycetes, Eurotiales, Aspergillaceae. The record is from the annotation of a GenBank genome assembly.
CGUAAUCGACUGGGUAUCUCAAGUACCCGCGACCUAGCAGGUACUAAUGUCUUGGUAGACAGGGACCCCGUUCCCCUUGCUUUUGAGCGCCCGCCCUACAUAGCGACCGAGGGGAGCUCCACUCUGGACCUUCUGCAACUCUCCACUCCCGCAGCCGCAAAGAACAAACUGUCCUCUACGACCGGCCCCCGUCCCGUCGUCAUUAAAUACAUACCCGUCCUUCUUCAACCUUUCAACCCCAUUCCCUCAUUGUAUACCAGCCGUUUGGGUGAUCACGGCUUUUUUUUUUUAAUCCCAUUUAAAAAUCAUCAUGCGGUCCUUCGCCCCUCUCAUUGUGAGCCUGCUGGGCGCUGCUGCGGCCGUGUCGGCUGCAGAGCCCGCAGCCGAUGCUGCUACGGACGGCAAUGUCCUCGCGCUGACCGGCGAGACCUUCAACGACUUCGUCAAGGAGCACCCGCUGGUCCUGGCCGAGUUCUACGCGCCCUGGUGCGGUCACUGCAAAUCUCUGGCCCCCAAGUACGAGGAGGCUGCUACUGAGCUGAAGAGCAAGAACAUUCCCCUCGUCAAGGUGGACUGCACGACUGAGGAGGAGCUGUGCCGGACCUACGAGGUCGAUGGUUACCCGACCCUGAAGGUCUUUCGUGGCCCCGACUCGCACAAGCCUUACGGCGGUGCCCGUCAGGCUGACUCGAUCAUCUCUUACAUGACCAAGCAGUCGAUGCCCGCGGUCUCCAUCCUGACCGAGGAGACCCUGGGGGAUUUCAAGACCAUGGACAGCAUCGUCAUCGUCGGCUACAUCGGUACCGAUGACAAGACUGCCAACAAGAGCUUCACCGCGUUCGCCGAGUCCCAGCGCGACAACUACCUCUUCGGUGCCUCCAACGACGCCGCUCUCGCCAAGACCGAGGGUGCUAAGCAGCCUUCGAUCGUUCUCUACAAGGACUUUGAUGAGAAGAAGGCCGUUUACGAUGGCAAGCUCGAUGAGGAGGCCAUCCUGAAGUGGGUCAAGGUCGCCAGCACUCCUCUCGUUGGUGAGCUGGGCCCCGAGACCUACUCCAAGUACAUGGCUGCCGGUAUUCCUCUCGGCUACAUUUUCGCCGAAACCGCCGAGGAGCGUGAGCAGUUCGCCGAGGAGUUCCGCCCCAUCGCGGAGAAGCACCGUGGUGAGAUCAACAUUGUUACUCUGGACGCCAAGGCGUUCGGUGCUCACGCUGGCAACCUGAACCUGGAGCCCGAGAAGUUCCCCGCCUUCGCCAUCCAGGAGACCGACAAGAACGCCAAGUACCCCUAUGACCAGUCCAAGAAGCUCGAUGCCAAGGAGGUUGGCAAGUUCAUCAAGAACGUUCUGGACGGCAAGGUGGACCCCAGCAUCAAGUCCGAGCCCAUCCCCGAGGAGCAGGAGGGUUCCGUGACCGUUGUCGUUGGCAAGAACUACCAGGAGGUCGUCAUUGACAACGACAAGGAUGUCCUGCUUGAGUUCUACGCCCCCUGGUGUGGACACUGCAAGGCUCUGGCUCCCAAGUACGAGGAGCUCGCUGCCCUGUAUGCCGACGUUGCCGAGUUCAAGGACAAGGUUGUCGUCGCCAAGAUUGACGCUACCGCCAACGAUGUCCCCGACUCCAUCACUGGCUUCCCUACCAUCAAGCUGUUCCCCGCCGGCAAGAAGAACGAGCCCGUCGAAUACGCCGGUUCCCGUACCGUCGAGGACCUGGUUGAGUUCAUCAAGCAGAACGGCAAGUACGAGAUUGACGGUCUUGCUGGUGGCAAGAAGGCCACCGAGGGCGGCGAUGUCACUGCCGUUCCCUCAGCCUCCUCUACCGAGGCUGCCGAGACUCCCGCCGCCUCUGACAAGAAGGAGGAGGUUCACGAUGAGCUGUAAAUGCGAUCUCGUGUGGAAAUGAACUUGAUUCUUUGCUAUAGUUAUUGUAUCAUCACAAUCUGAAAUGGAAAACCCCCUCGUGAUGUCCCGUUGAUCAAUCCAGUUUUGUAAACGUUGGCUCUUUG